AUGGGUCAAACAUGUGCUCCUGUUACUACCACAACAACUGCAGCAACUGCCACAAUUACAUCCAAUACAUGCACAUCAGGGUGGACCGGCAUCACCAUACUCUACCACUGCUACAAUAAUUGUACCGUUCGUAGUUCGUACGUACAAUAUACAUAUACUUACGUAGCUAUUGCAAAUACAACAGGAAUUACGUUUGCUUUGCGUGAUGAUAUAUAUUAUUUUUCACUUGAUAAUAUAACAGUAUGGAACAAUGCAGCACCUAACACUCAACUACUUCUCAAUGGUGGUUUCGAGACAGGCAUUCUUACACCAUGGAUCUAUUGCAAUCCACAGAAUGCAUCUCAUGCCGGCCAACUGGAAACAGGAAAUGUCUCUGAUGGUUACUAUACGUAUAUGCCUUACUCUGGUUCGAAUUUUUAUCUAGAUGGGUCUGUAGGGAAUACCGAUUAUCUCACUCAAACAUUUUCGACCAAAAUUGGUGAUACAUACACAAUAUCCGUUUGGUUAUAUAAUCCCGGUGCUGUUACAGGCGUUAGUGUUGAUGUUCUUAUGAGUACUUAA
Molecule: messenger RNA, 561 nt
Organism: Rotaria sp. Silwood2
Lineage: Eukaryota; Metazoa; Rotifera; Eurotatoria; Philodinida; Philodinidae
Source: the annotation of a GenBank genome assembly